UGGAGGAACCCCCGCACCACGGAGGGACCCCCGCACCACUCAGGGACACCCCCCUUCCCUCUGUACCUCUUCCCACGGGAACAAUAAACCCAGACCCGACGGUAAUGCUGUGGGUGUCUCCUGCGGGGCUGGGGGCAACGUACAAAGCUGAGCCCCCCCGCACCCAACGCAAACCUUCCAGCUCCGCGCUGCGCAGCACGCCGCCAAUUCCCGCGCAGGUGGGCGUGGUCGUUGAGAAGCCACGCCCACAUCGCGCGUAAACCACGCCCACAAAAGACGUAGCCCCGCCCCCAGUGCGGGGCCAAUCAGAGCGGCGCGUCGUUUUCAAAUGGGCGGCGGGGAGCGGCGCGGCGGGAGCGCGGCUAUGCGGGGAGUGCGCGGCAAUGCCGCACAACGGCGGCCCCUGCAGGAGCUGCGGCUGCAGCAGGGAGCGGAGCGUACCAACAUCACCCCGCUGCUCCGCCGCUUGCGGCUCAAGGACCACGAUGGCAGCACUCCUGUGCCCUGCUCCCGGUGCCCCCCUGGCCGCAUUGCCCCUGGGCUCCCCUGCACUGCUGUCCCGUGCUCCCCCUGCAGUGCUGACCUCAGCCCCCUGAACACCCCCUUAAAGCCCUUGGGCAGUGCCACCCCGGGCCCCAUCAGCGUUUUGGAGCCCUCUGGCCAUGCCACCCUUGUUACAGAUGCCCCAGAGCCCCCAGGUGAUUCCACCUCAGGACCUGACACCCUGGUGCCCCCAGAUGAUGCUCCCCAAGAGGACAGCCCCCCAGAGACCCCCAGCAGGGCCCCCCAAGAGCCCCAUGGCAGUGCCCCAGUGCCCUUCCCAUUCUCCCCCAGCCUCCUCCCCCCACUGCCUCCCUCUCCAGACCACCCCAGCAGCACUCCUUUGGAGCUGCGUACUCCUGAUCCUGAUGGCAGCACCUCCAUGGGGCCCUGCACCCUGGACACCCCUGGCAGCCCCUCCCCAGGCCCCCCAGGCACCUCCACCCCACAGGACACUCCGUUCCGCAGGUGGCGAGCGGCUCCCCCUGAUCUCUCCUGCAGCCCCGUGGCUUCCCAACCUUUGGCUGAGAAUGGGGAUGUGGGUACUCCUCCACAUCACAGCACCUUGGGGGUGGCUGGAUCCCCCAGCUCUGCCACACCAGAGCAGUACUCCCCCCAGAUGGAGGCAGUGGAGUCAGAGCCUGUAGAGUCAGCAGUGGCAGCCACUCCGGUGUCUUUGUCUGAGCCAUCCUUGGGGGCUGUGUCCUGGGUAAUGCCACUGGUGUGGCUGGAGAAGACCCUCCCUGCCUCAUCCCUGCUGGAGUCCCUGCGGCACAGCCUCCCCCUGUCUGUGUCGUGGCGGGAUGCUGGCACCAAUGUCACCCCAGUGCCUACUGCAGCUGUCAGUUCUGGUGUCACCCCAGUGCCCACUAUAUCUAUGGGUACCACCGUAACCCCAGUGUCCGCUGUACCUGUGGGGAGCAGCAUCACCCCAGUGCCAACCAUGGCCACAGGCACCAGUGUCACCCCAGUACCCACUGGGUCCAUUGGCACCAAUGUCACCCCAGUACCCACUGGAUCCAUUGGCACCAAUGUCACCCCAAUAUCCACUGGAUCCAUUGCCACCAAUGUCACCCCAGUACCCACUGGAUCCAUUGGCACCAGUGUCACCCCAGUGCCCACCAAUUGUAUGGGCACCAGUGUCACCCCAGUGCCCACUGUGGCUAUGGGCACCAGUGUCACCCCAGUGCUCACUGUAUCUAUGGGCACCGCCAUGACCCCUGAGGAGAGGAGUGCUGGCACCUCCAUGCCUGCUGGUGCCAAGGACAGCGCUGCUGAGACCGACUCUCUGCUCUGGCACUGUCCCCGGGAGCAGCUGCGUUCGCUGCCACGAGCAGAGCUGGAGGGGCGGCUGGAGAGCACCCUGAUCAUCAUUGAGGCCCUCUCACUGCAGCUGCGUGACUGGCAGGACUGCCAGCGCCCACUCCCUGCUGUGGGGCCAGCAGGGCAGAGGGAUGCACACACCCAGACUGAUGUCACCCGGCCCCAGGGGGAGGAGGGAAUUUACCACGGCCUCUACGUGGAGCUGCAGAGGAAGGCGCAGGCUGUGCAGCGGCAGCGUGGAGCAGAGCAGGAGCUGGCACAGCAGCUGAUGCGAGCAGCAGAGGCAAUGGAUGCAUGGACUGGGCAGCGCCGUGCGCUGUGGGAUGUUGCAGACACUGCUCUGCAGGGCAUGAAGAAUGACCAUGCAGCGCUGGAGCAGGAGCGGCUGCAGGUGUGUGCCAUGGUGUCCCGGUGCGAGGCGGUGCUGCGCGCUGUCCCCACCAAGCUGCAGAGUUGCCUGCAGGAACGGGAUGCUGCACAGCAACAAGCGGAUGAAGCCCUCUGUGCUAAGCAGGAGAGCGAUGGUUUCCUGGAGGCGUUCCGUUCCCAUGCUGCUGCCCAGAUUGGUGCCCGCACGCAGAGCCUGGAGCUGCAGCAGGAGCUGAGCACGCUGCUGGCAGCUGCUGUGCAGCAGCAGGUGUCCCUGGCUGCAGAGGCUCAACCUUUCCGGGAAUUCAUAGACGUGACCUUUGCCAACCUCCAGGAAGAGCGAGGAGUGCUGGAUGGAGAGAGGGAGCAGGUGCGUGCCCUGGUGUCUCGCUGCAUGACUGCGCUGCGGGACGUCCCCACCAAGCUGCACAGCUGCCUGCAGGAGCGGGAUGCUGCGCUGCAACGGGUGGAGGAAGCCCUCCAAGCCAAGAAGGAGGUGUCCCAGCAGCUGGAGGAGACCCUGGAGGCUCUGCAGGAUGCGGUGGCCCAGGGGGAGCAGCUGGCAGUCACCAACUCACGCCUCAGCACAGACCUGAGCACGGUGAUGAAGCAGCUGGCCAGCCUGCAGCAGGAGCAGGACGCACUGCAGCAGGACUACGAGGAGCAGAAGGAGAAGAUGAACCGGCUGACCAAGGAGAGGGAUGCUCUGCAGCGGGAGCGCCGGGAGCUGCAGGAAGCAGCGGAGUGCCGGGAGUUUCUGGACCAGGAGAACCGCAUGUCCCGCAGGCAGCUGAUGGAGGUGGAAGCCAAGCUGCAAUCCACGCUGUCUGAGCUGCAGGAGCGCAGCCUGCAGCACGAGGAGCUGCUGGAAGCCCACCAGGGCCUGCAGGAGGAACGAGCCGCCUUGCAAAAGGAGCUGGAGAGCACCAAGGCGGAGCUGCAGGACCUGCAGCUCAAGAGGGACAGGGUGUCCUGGUGUUCAGCAGGCAUUGCUGAGAGCAAGGCGAGGCUGCAGGAGCUGGCUGACUGCCUGCGAGCUGCCCUGCUUCAGCAGGAUGAUGAUGACAAGGUCCCAUCGAGGAGCAAGACCUGGACCCCAGGCUGGAGGACCCCCCGAGGGCCCUGGACCCCUCGCAGCAGUGCUUGGACCCCCGUGUGCCGCACACCCGCCUGCCACACACCACACCAUGCCAGGGGGUCCUUUGUAGGCAGUGUUUUGAAGGCCAUGUCAGGAAGAGAUGGUGAUGAAGGCACUGGAGGUGAGAGCCUAUCUGCCAGGGAUAGGGCUGUGUCCACACCAAAGCCCCCAGAGCCCGAGGAUGGUCUGAUGGAGCAGGCAGCUGAGCUGAGGGCUGUAGUGUCUGACCUCUCUGUGCUGAACUCCCGCAUCCAGCAGUUGGAGCAGAGCAAGUUCAGGGCGCUGCAGGCAGAGAUCUCUGACCUGCAGCUUCAGCUGGAGAAAGUGACAACUGAGAGCCAGGAGCGGAUGGACACACAGGCUGCCACCAUUGCCAAACUGAACAAGGUGCUGCAGGGCAAGCUGCAGGACGAGAAGGAGCUGCAGGACGUUGUGAAACAGCAGGAAGCGAAGGUGCUGCAACUCAUUGACAAGAGCGGGGAGGUGAUGAGGCUGAAGGAGGAGGUGACCCAGCUGAAGCGCUCGCUGCAGCGUGCAGAGACCGAAGCCAAGGUGCUGUGGGAGGAGAUGAGAGGACAGGAGGCCAAGGGGGUCUCAGCCCACGUGCAGGAGCGCGUCCUGCUGCGGCAGGAGGUGGAUAAGCUGCGCUUGCUGCUGCUGGAGAAGGAGGAUGAGAAUGUGGUGGUGUCAGGGAAUUACCUGGAGCAGGUGCGAGGGUUGGAGCUGAGGCUCAGCCACGCACAGAAGAUGCUGCGGAGCCAUGAGGAGCUGCAGGAGAAAGUGAAGGAGGUCCUGCUGUCCAUCCCCGAGGUGCCCCCAGAGCUCAGUGCCCUCCUGCAGCAUCUGGGGUUGAAGCCAAACAGUGAUAAAUCUCCAGCUCUGCUGUAACCCACAGUGUGAAACGUUGCCAUUCUUAACACCGGCGUUAUUUAUUGAAUAAAGUUUGUGUUGACAUUCA
Messenger RNA from Phasianus colchicus (ring-necked pheasant), 4328 nucleotides. RefSeq names its product sperm associated antigen 5 (gene SPAG5). Gene Ontology annotation, biological process: cell division; regulation of attachment of spindle microtubules to kinetochore. Lineage: Eukaryota; Metazoa; Chordata; Aves; Galliformes; Phasianidae. The record is from RefSeq and is a predicted model, not a curated record.